AUGGCGCAGGAUGGCGAACCGCCAAAGUCUGUUGACAAGGGCAAGGGAAAGGCCGUAGAAGGUGAACCCAGCAAAACCGAGGAGGUCAAGAAGGACAAAGAUGGGAAACCUAUUGUUAAUGGGAAAAAGGAAGAUGGGGCUGUUGGAGCGACAGAGGAGCUCAGUGAGGAGGACCAGCAGCUGAAGAGCGAGCUGGAUAUGCUAGUGGAGCGUCUGACGGAGUCGGAUUCAACACUUUAUAAAUCAGCUCUGGAGGCAAUCAAAGAGUCCAUCAAAACAUCAACAUCCUCGAUGACCGCCGUACCCAAACCCCUCAAAUUCCUCCGACCACAUUACGAGCCUAUGAUUGAACUCUACGAGAAGUGGCCUGCUGGGGAUGAUAAGACAUCACUGGCAGACGUACUGUCAGUGAUUGGCAUGACAUUCUCAGACGAAGACCGACAAGAUACCCUCAAAUUCCGAUUGCUUGCUCCCACAUCAGAUAUUGCCUCAUGGGGUCACGAAUACACGCGGCAUCUUGCUCUGGAACUUGGAGAGGUCUAUACCAAGCGAUUAACAGCAGAUGAGCCUUACCAAGAUCUCAUUGACCUUACCCUAGUUCUAGUACCCCUCUUCCUGAAGAGCAAUGCCGAAGCAGAUGCUGUGGAUUUGAUGAGUGAAAUGGAGAUCAUCACAGACAUCCCAAAAUUCCUCGACAAAGAUACAUACCCGCGAGUCUGCCUUUACAUGGUUAGCAUGGUGAACCUUUUGACAUACCCUGAAGACCAGCAAUUCCUCCGAACCGCACAUGAUAUCUAUAAGCGCUACGACCAGCUUACCCAAGCUAUCGUUCUGGCCAUUCGCUUAAACGAUAUCGAACUCAUUCAAGCUGAUUUCAACUCCACGAAAGAUGUUGCUCUCAAAAAGCAGAUGGCUUUUCUUAUUGCCAGGCAACAAAUUGUCCUGGAUUUCGACCCUGAGACGGAGGAAGAACAAGAGAUUGCCGAGUGCUUGAACAACACCAAGCUUCCGGAGCAUUUCAAGGCGUUGGGCAAGGAGCUGAAUAUUCUGGACCCGAAGACAACGGAGGACAUUUACAAGAGUCAUCUGGAGAGCAACCGAGUGGCUGGUCUCACAAAUCUCGAUUCUGCACGGCACAAUCUGGCUGCCGCUUUCGUAAAUGCUUUUGUGAAUGCUGGUUUUGGGAAUGACAAGAUGAUGAUGGUUGACGAAGACAAAUCUAGCUGGGUAUGGAAGACGAAAGAAGAGGGCAUGACCUCCACAGUCGCAUCUCUGGGAACGCUAUUGCUCUGGGAUGUUGAAGGUGGCCUCGACAAAAUCGACAAAUACACAUAUGCUCAAGAGGAUCAGAUUCAAGCCGGUGCCCAAUUAGCCAUUGGCAUCAUGAACUCCGGUGUCCGAAUUGACUCUGAUCCAGCCAAGGCCCUUCUUGGUGAUGAGGACAAGCUGAACCACAAGAGUCCGCAGAUCCGAGUUGCUUCAAUUAUGGGUCUAGGUCUUGCCUACGCUGGUUCAAAUAGAGAAGAUAUUCUGGAGUUGCUCUUGCCAAUAGUUGGAGAUACAUCAAUCGAUAUGCAAAUAUCGGCAAUGGCUACGCUUUCUCUCGGAAUGAUCUUUAUUGGAUCCGGGAACAGCGAUGUCAUUGAGGCAAUCAUCCAAACUUUCCUUGAUGAUGAGCGGAAAUCUCAAUUACAGGACAAGUGGACACGAUUCAUGGCUCUUGGUCUUGGUCUAUUGUACUUUGGACGCCAUGAAGAAGUCGAUGUCAUCUUGGAGACCCUUAAGGCUAUUGACCACCCCAUGUCGAAGCCAACUUCAGUCCUUGCCGAGAUUUGCGCCUGGGCAGGCACUGGUACUGUUUUGAAGAUGCAAGAGCUCCUCCACAUCUGUAACGACCAUAUUGAAGAGACGGAUGACAAGAAGGGUGAUGAAUUGCUUCAAGCUUAUGCCGUUAUUGGCCUGGGUCUUGUUGCAAUGGGCGAAGAUGUUGGGCAGGAGAUGGUUCUCCGACAAUUUGGCCACCUCAUGCACUAUGGUGAGGCCAAUAUUCGGAGAGCAGUUCCCCUGGCAAUGGGUCUUCUCAGCCCUAGCAACCCUCAAAUGAAGGUCUACGACACAUUAUCGAGGUACUCCCACGACAAUGACAACGACGUCGCCAUCAACGCCAUCUUCGCUAUGGGUCUUCUCGGUGCUGGAACCAACAACGCCAGACUGGCCCAACUCCUCAGGCAGCUGGCCAGCUAUUACCACCGGGAUCAAGAAUCCUUGUUCAUGGUCCGAAUUGCCCAAGGUCUCCUCCAUAUGGGCAAGGGCACUCUCUCCAUAUCACCCUUCCACACCGACCGCCAAGUUCUCUCAAGAGUUUCCGCCGGCGGUCUCCUCUCUGUCUUAGUCGCCAUGAUCGACGCCAAACAAUUUGUCACCGACAAAUCACACUACCUCCUCUACUACCUCGUCACAGCCAUGCAUCCCCGAUUCCUGGUCACCCUCGACGAAGACCUAAAGCCUUUGACCGUCAAUGUACGGGUAGGACAAGCCGUUGAUGUUGUAGGACAGGCUGGACGACCAAAAACGAUUACAGGAUGGCAGACGCAGAGCACACCGGUUCUUUUGGCGUAUGGUGAGCGUGCAGAGUUGGAGGAUGAGCAGUAUAUUCCCUUGACUAAUACUCUUGAGGGUUUGGUCAUUUUGAGAAAGAACCCAGAAUGGGAUGAUGGGAAGAGCUAA
Messenger RNA from Lachnellula hyalina, 2727 nucleotides. RefSeq names its product 26S proteasome regulatory subunit (gene rpn-1). Gene Ontology annotation, cellular component: proteasome regulatory particle, base subcomplex; nucleus; proteasome storage granule. NCBI's taxonomy places the organism in Eukaryota, Fungi, Ascomycota, Leotiomycetes, Helotiales, Lachnaceae. Gene Ontology annotation, biological process: proteasome-mediated ubiquitin-dependent protein catabolic process; regulation of protein catabolic process. The transcript has 4 exons. Gene Ontology annotation, molecular function: enzyme regulator activity. The record is from RefSeq and is a predicted model, not a curated record. Bases 1 to 2727 code for a protein of 908 amino acids.